ACCACUGGCCAAGUUUAGUCGCGUCGCAGCUAUCGAAGGAUUUGUUCGUGUUUUUCGCCUUGUGCCCUCUGCCAUAUGCGCUCAUUCUGCCGUUGCUGCUGCUGUGUCUCCUCUAUCCAUAUAGUGAGAGAGCAAGAAGGAGCCUGCCUGCCGUUGUUGUAGGUUCGGUUGGUUGAUUGGUGUGGAGUCGUGGAGUGCUGCUUCCCCACACAGUCAUCGUCGUCAGUCAGUCAGUCAGUCAGUGUCGUGUCGUCGUCGCCGAAGAAAACACUGUGUCAGAGAACCGUGUGCGUCCGAAUUGCGCGGCGGGUAGUGUGUACAAAGAAGCAAUAUAUAGAAAUCACCUUCAAACACAAUAGAGAGCACUCGUCGCGGUUCGCUCGCAAAAAGAAAGAAGUUUUUCGAAUGUUGUUUGUCCCAAGAUCCUUGCGCGGAUUGUGUGUGGCUUGUGUUACGUAUAUACACAGAUAAGGAAGGGUGUGCAGAGUGAGUUUGAAUAACACAAAUAAAAAGUACCUAGGAAGGAAGAUCCAUCGAGAGCUAGCAAAAAAAAAAGGACGACGUGAAGAAAGCACUGGAAACCAAUUGUCGUAAAUUUUAAUGUGUUCAGAAGUUUUCGUUCCGGAACGUAACAGGAAAUAGUCAUUUCCCCAGCCCCACAAACUUGGGGUCCGCCAAUCCCAUCAAUCAAAUGCCAUUAAAAGUAUUUUAUCGGGUAGAGGAAAGCUUGAAGUUGGUGUGAUUGGAGCAAAACAUUGUGACAACAAUUACGAAAGAUAACCAAGACACGUUGGUAAUGAGUGACGAAUCCCGUUAGAGAGAAGCUGUUACCAAACGGGGAAACCAAGUGAAGUGCAUGGAGGAAAUGUGGCUUACGACUUUGUGAAGAAUACACACUACUACCUGAUAGUGGAGGAGUGAGCGAAAUAGCAUGCGAAGGAUUAACAAUCACAAAGGAAGGGUUCAAUCGGUGUGGAAGUUAUGAGUUUGUGAAAUUCUGAGGUUCAUUGCUGUUUUAAGUUUUAACCCUUCCCGUCAUCUCAGUAUAUACAAAAAAGAAAAGAAAAUAUAAAUCAAUAAAGCCAGUGAAUAGUACAAAUUUUCGAUUUUAGUUUGUAUUUAGAGCUAUCGAUUUUCUCGCCUGUAAGCUAUUUAUUUAUACGACAACAACACCAACAAAAAAAGGAAGAAGAGAACCCACAUAAAACCACAAAGUGUGAUAUAUUCAGAGAGAAAACAAAAGGCUCGGAUAACGUGAAAAGCAAUCAACUGUACCACCAACUUCCCGAAUUAGUAUUGGAUACUCAACACAGCUAAAAAUCAUCUAAAUGGAAUUAGCACGUAAAAGAUACAAAAGUAGCCGGGGUCCGGUGCUAAGGUCAAGCGAACGCCGCCGUCCACAGAGUAUAUCGUCAUCCACCUCCACACUGUUGCCCCGUGUGGUGCUAAACCGUAUCGAUCCCCGCGAGUUUGAGCGCAUUCGAGUCUCAUACAAGGUUGCCAUCCGAAGCACCCGCAGCAGUCGUACCAGCAGCAGCGUUCACCCUGGUAUGAACAUGGGCCAAAAGAUCAGUGGAGGUGUCAAAACGGUCAGCAGCCGCGACCAACCAUCGCAAUUCAUUCCGAAGAUUCCCCGUGAACUGGCAGCGCACUUCCAGCGGCCAGCCCGUCUCGAUCUCCUGCUCGAUAUGCCCCCGGCCGCCCGGGAAACACAGAUCAAAUACUCCUGGAAUUCGGAGGACCGCUCGCUGAAUGUGUUCGUGAAGGAGGACGACAAGAUGACAUUCCAUCGGCACCCGGUGGCACAGAGCACAGACUGCAUACGAGGCAAGGUCGGCUUCACCAAGGGUCUGCACGUGUGGGAAGUGUUCUGGUCGACGCGGCAGCGAGGUACACAUGCUGUGAUCGGUGUUGCCACCUCCGAGGCACCACUCCACUCCGUAGGUUAUCAAAGUCUGGUCGGCUCGAACGACCAGAGCUGGGGCUGGGACCUGGGGCGCAAUAUGCUGUACCACAACUCGAAAACCUGCCCCGGCGUCACGUACCCCGCGAUACUUAAGCCAGACGAAACCUUCCUAGUGCCGGACAAAUUCCUAGUAGCGUUAGACAUGGACGAAGGAACGCUCAGUUUCAUCGUCGAUGGCCAGUAUCUGGGGGUGGCAUUCCGGGGGCUGAAGGGACGAAAGCUCUACCCGAUCGUGUCCGCCGUCUGGGGGCACUGCGAAAUCACCAUGAAGUACAUCGGUGGCCUCGAUCCCGAACCACUGCCACUGAUGGACCUGUGCCGGCGUGUCAUCCGCCAGAAAAUCGGCCGGACGCACCUGGAGGAGCGCAUCGAACAGCUCCAGCUGCCACAGUCGAUGAAAACCUAUCUGCUGUACCGGGAUCGAAGAUAAUAGACAACCCAAAAGCCGACUUUUAAUUAUUUAAUAAUAAUUAUUAUCGCUUAUUAUUAUAAUUAUUGGCUAGAUAUUAAUUUCCUCCACCUCCUCAUCCUCCGCCGCUGGAUUAACUGAUCAAGGAAGAACGAUGAUAGAACACGAAGAUGAAGACAUGGACAAGAACGAACCGAUAUUAGGGUUUAAUGAUUUAAUUUUCUUCUUGGGGCUACUCGGCAUCAGUAGAAAUCGAUUUACGUUUUAGGGACAGUUCUAUCUGAGUUUACAGGAUAGAGGAAACGAUAGGUCUUUUGUUUUGCAAGUAACUGACACAAACUCUGUGCGAAUAGGGAUUUGAUUUUCCCCACAAUCUCACAUUUUUUUUUUUUAAUAAUACGGACUCUGCGAUAAGUAAAAUCUAAGGAAAUAGUAACUUUAGGAGAAAACAGUAAAAACUACAGAUGCAAAAUAACAGAAAACUAAGUAUAUAUAUUGGAGAAAAAUAUAUGAAAAAAGGCAAAAAAUAUUUUCACUUUUAAAAAGCUGUAAAAAGAAUGGAAGCAAACUUGUAAGAUAGACGAAUCGAAAUCAAAAGGCGCCAGCACUUUUUUGAUUUUAGCAAUUGUAAAAAAUAUAAGAGAGGAAAAUGGCUGACUUCCCCCUUUACACCCAAUUUUUUGUCCCUGCCCCACCCUUCCCUCUUCAAGUAUGUAAACCAAUACGCAACAUUAAAAGAAAAGAAAAAACACAAAACGGUGGAAAUCAAAAUGUGUUCUGUUUUAUUAAGCUUUUAAUCUGUAUAGUAUACCUAAAGGCGCCAGAAGAAAAAAAAAAACAAAGGAUCCCAUGAACUGAUGAACAAACAGAAAUAUGAAAUGACACGACAUAAGAACAAUUGUCAAACUACACUGAAACGAAAUGCUACACCCCUUUCUGCAUUUAUCGUCCAAAGCCGUGCUGAGGAUGAUCUGUUCUUCCAAGAUUUUGACAAAGAAAACGAAAACCCAUAAUUGAACUGACAAAGGAGAACGUCACAAUCGUCAAUGGAAAAUGAAAGUUAUGUAGGAAACAGGCCAGAACAAGUACUAUUUAUUAAGUUCCAUUUGUCGUAACGGAACGAUCAGAACUGAAAGGACAGAAGCAAACAUCUCGCUCAUGAGCUCAGGUAUCGAUCGUCGAAAUGACCUAUUCGAUUAUCUGUUGGUUCAUGAAACAGAUUGAACAAAGGAGACAACAGCAAGAAGCAAGAAACACAAGCAACAAGAACAAGACAUGAAAUAUGGAAUCCGUGUGAUUUUUUUUUUAUUAUUUGAAGUGAUUUAAAUUUAGAUUGCAUAAAAUUAAAAGUUUAUAAGGAUCAAAUAAGAAAGUAUGAGAUGCAUGAGAAAGGCGACGAGUGAGUGAGUUAAGUGGCCGAGUGAUUAAUAGAAAAGGUGGGAAAUUAAGAGAAUGACGUUGAAAUCAUAGUUUCUUAAGCGUUUGAUAACAUAGCGAUCGUGCGAGUGAGCGAGUUUACUUUGAUCGAGCAUCAGAUAGGGCUCUUAUUUUCCAAUCCGCGAGAGAGAACGAAAGCGAGCAACUAAGAGUGAGCGAUGGAUGAGUAUGCGAGAGGCUCAGUCAAUGUGGGACUAUUCUAGCACUAUAGGGAAUACGAAUAAUAAAAAAAAAAACAACUAUCGAACUAGUAGGAGAAAAUCACAGAAUAUUUUGAUUAUAUG
Messenger RNA from Ochlerotatus camptorhynchus, 4096 nucleotides. Its product is annotated as protein gustavus-like. The coding region runs from base 1329 to 2396 and encodes 355 amino acids. Gene Ontology annotation, cellular component: SCF ubiquitin ligase complex. The transcript has 3 exons. NCBI's taxonomy places the organism in Eukaryota, Metazoa, Arthropoda, Insecta, Diptera, Culicidae. Gene Ontology annotation, molecular function: protein binding. The record is from RefSeq and is a predicted model, not a curated record. Gene Ontology annotation, biological process: proteasome-mediated ubiquitin-dependent protein catabolic process; intracellular signal transduction.